UUGACGCGAACGGUUGCCAUAGUCACUGAAGUGCUCUUGGCAGGACGUGUAGAAAGUUUUUGGCGCGCUCGAUUCCGUGCUUGUGAGUCUUGUUUUGGAAUACUCAAAGGAUAUUACAACACACACAUUAGGACGAGAGGUUCGUAAUGGACCGCAACCGGAUCGCAUCGGAGACGGAAAGUCUCGCUAAGCUGAGACGCUUAUGCUGCCGGUUGACUUCGGUGCAGACACAUUAUCAUGCCCAUUGACACCCCAUUGGGACGGGGAGGGGCGUUUAAGCGGCUGUUGAAGCAGUGAAGUGCGGCUGAGGCUUAUUUGCGCACCAGAGUGCAUUUGGUGGUGAAGCUCAACAAAAUCAUCGAACCGAAAAUCCAGGACUAGAGUAUCCAGUGCAGUGGUGGGGAACAAGGACGAAGUGAAUAAUGAGACAACAUCAUCAAUUAGUGAAAGUGACAAAUUUCGUGCUCUAUCUGGCGCUGGUCCUGCCGGGAGGGACCCUGGUGGGGCAGCGCGGUUUGGGUUCCGGUACGGUCCGAGCCGAGGCGGCCAGUGAGAGUCAUUCGAGUGGAAAGGGAACAGCGGAGUUUUUGCCAUCGAGUGGGAAUUCGGUGAUUGGAGGAGGUGGAGGCACAGCAGGCCAUGGAAAAGGCUACUAUCGAGGUCCACCGCACUGCAAACCACACACGUUCAGUUCCGUCCAGUGGCGAAAUGGCAGCAUUGCACCGUCCCACAAGCGCUCGGGACUGUUCCCUUCGGCCACCUGCGAGCUGUACGAAUUCAUCGGCCAAGGUGUGGAACGGAUCCAAAUUGUCUUCUCGGAGUUUCGUCUGCCCUCCAAGCUGGAACCGAACGAAUGCGGCGAGACGGAUAUUCUGAUGGUAUUCUUCAACAUCGACGGCCGGGACGAAGUGGUGGAAACUCUCUGCGGCGAUACCCUUCCGAAGCCAAUCCUCUCCAAUGGACCACGGCUGCUGCUGGAAUUCCGCAGCACAUUCAACAAUACGGAAAACAAAGGAUUCACAGCGGAUUUCAUUUUUCUGACAAAUUUUGGCGUAACCACAGGCCAUCAACCGAGUCCGUCGGUGUGCGAUUUCUACUACUUCAAAAAUGCCUCGAACCAGGGCUGGAUACAAUCGCCCAACUUUCCCGGUGCCUAUCCAAGGAACAUUCGCUGCAAUUACUACUUCUACGGUGAUCCGCUCGACUAUGUCCUGAUCCGGUUCACCUACUUCGACAUCGAGGGAAUUACUCCUUGCGACGAGGACUCCGCCAGCGACUACGUGGAGUUUUCCAACUUUAACACCCGGGACCGCAAGUACCCCUUCUACUGUGGUACACGGCGUGAUCUGAUUGCCCGCUCGGAUGGGCGUUUCUUCCGCGUCACCAUGGUUUCGAACGAUCGCUUGGAUGGAACAGGGUUCCGGGCGCUGUACGCCUUCGAGAGCACCCUGAACAUGAUCGGCCCGGGAAGUGGAGUGAUCGGCAGCGGAGGCAUUUAUGGCGUGGGCGUUGUCGGAGCAGCCGGGGUUCCCUUCAUUCCGGGCCAUUACCAAGCGGCGACGUCAUCGACGACGGAACGGAACGUGGCGGCGUCGGUGGCGAAGGUCACCAGCGGGAAGCGGGGCGCCGGGAUGCUCGCCGUCAGCUGUGCUCGUGGAGCAUUCCACUCCGACGCCUCGCUGCUUCUGACAGGAACAGUGCUGCUGAUGCUGUUGCUUCUGUUGCCGUCACUGCUGGCCGCUAAUCCACCACCGUCAUCAGCGCCAUCACCGAUCCAAGUAGCCUGACGACGACUGCUACGAUGAACGACCGAAAAUACAGCAUCCAGGCAACCGACCGGUGAGUGUGUUUACUACGAUGACAGUCGUGGUUCCUCUGCCUCUAUGCUCUCGGGGAGACGCCACACCGGUUGUAUAAAUGCGGGCGUCAUCCGUCGCGUAGCGUCGUCUAUUCGCGUGGAAGCCAAAUUUUCAAGUGCGAUCCAUCCCUUCCUCACCCCCAACGAACCAAACUACAGUCACAGACAAACAGAUGUAAAACUUGGAUUUUUUUUUGAAAAUCCGUCGCUUAAUUCACACCAUCACUAUUAACAUCACAAUAUGUGCACCGAGGCCUGCAGGAGGCGCUAGUGAAAAACGUCAAACACGACAGAAAACAAUUUGCGCGCCUCUGGUUGUGAAGUGUGAAAUACAUAACAUUUGUAAUGAGCGGUAUAAGGUUAGUCAAUGGAAAUUUCGUCCCUAUUAAGUCUGUUUGUCUGUGCUACAGCCAUCAGUCAAGCUGCUUAGGGAGCUGUAAGAGUAAAUAAUUAAAGUGUCAGUUUGACGGAAGGAAGAAGGAGAGAGAGUGUCGAGGUUUGGUAAGCCCUUUUAAGUCUGAGGUAUUUCCGUACAAGGAGAACUUUUUUUUCGAGGAACAUUCAUUAGAUUCACGAACCGCAAGAACACACAAAGUAUUCCCUCGGUGACGGUAAAAUUAUAAUUGUACACAUACACGUGCACAACCGCGGCAAAGGAGGCGGCGGCGGCGCUGGUGAAAACGUCGACAGGAGAAAAUCCAAUUUUGUCCCUUUGAUCAUGACCUACUUGAUUGUGACGGGGAUGAGAAAAUACAUACAUGUGUACAUGUUAGUUCACAUAUCCGUACACCGAACACUGGCAACUUAAUGUGAGUAACCAAACUAAAGAGAAAAGCACACGAAUGCUCUAGAAUGCGAAAUCAAAUAAUUGAAACUGCAAAGUACGAACGAACGGCGGGAAACUGGCUGCCUGAAGCAACAACACGCUGAGAUAGCAGAAGCAGAAUAAAACUUUUUCAUAUGUUUUCGUUUUUUCGUAUAAAAAAA
Messenger RNA from Aedes aegypti (yellow fever mosquito), 2845 nucleotides. Its product is annotated as cubilin. The transcript is spliced from 9 exons. Gene Ontology annotation, cellular component: plasma membrane. The coding region runs from base 423 to 1787 and encodes 454 amino acids. The record is from RefSeq and is a predicted model, not a curated record. Lineage: Eukaryota; Metazoa; Arthropoda; Insecta; Diptera; Culicidae.